AUGUCCGGGCUAUCUCUCUCCAAUCCCCCACGGAAACGUCCGCGUUCAGAGCAACAUCCGAACGGAUUAUCGCAACAUCAAUCAAAAAAGCAGAAGCUUAGCAAUUCACCCAGAUCUCAAUCACCACCAGGAUUUUGGGACAACCUGUCAAAAAUCUGGUUAACCAAAGGCGCGCUGAGAGAGCUAAACCGAAGAAACAACCAAACUGCUCUAAUCCCAUAUGAUUCGUGCUGCCGAAAACCUCAAAGGCCACUCACUCGGCAGCUUCUCGCUGAGCUGAAGAAAACACGCCGAUGUACCCAGUACGAUCCUAAUUUUCCCAACAAUUGUGCACCGGAUAUUUUGAAGGAUAUAAAACAGUUUUCCAGGAACGGUGGUCCGAACCUGUCGGGUUUAAGAGGCUACUUGAAAUCUCCAGAUCCUCUUGAGCAUACGAUGAACUCCAGCCAGUCCAGUUCUCAGGGUCGAAAGCGACCUGCAACAUCUGCUCCAUCCAUAAAAAGCAGAGAAACGCAGAGCACCGAAAUCACCAAAACCACCAGCACCACAGCUUAUAAACGUAACUUCGAACAGAAACUAAUCGAUCACGGUGUCUAUCCCCCAGAAUACGAGUAUCCUAAUGGUCAGAUCCCGCCAAUACCGAACAACUGGGGGGACAUUAAUGAAAGAUUAGUCAGACCUCGACCUUCUCUUUCACCAUCAAAAUUUUCUGACAAAGAAUUCAAAGAAUUCAAGAAGGCAGAUGCACAUGCAUCUAAAGAGCAACCAGUAACGGUCUCGGUGAUUCCAAUUAUUGAAGGCAAGAUGCGUGACGCCAAAUGUGCCGGAGGUGGAUACCCAUUUGGAAACCUUGCUCCCCUGACAGACGGGACUCUUGCCGCUGGUAAGCCAGAUCAUUUCUACGGAGCUCGACCUGAACAGCUCGACCGAAAUAUUCGCAACGAGCUCAAUGAUCUUAUCAUUCCUUCGACACAGGACAGUCUUCCAAUGGCGCCAAAUUUCUUUCUGGAAGCAAAGGGACCCGAUGGGUCUGCUGCUGUAGCUAGAAGACAGGCUUGCUAUGAUGGCGCGUUGGGUGCUCGAGGUAUUCAGAGUCUUCAGUCAUAUGGGCAAGAUAACCCAGCCUAUGAUCACAAGGCUUAUACUAUUACAUCAACAUACCACGAUGGGACGCUCAAGUUAUACACCUCUCAUUGCACGAAGCCAACCGAUUCUGGAAAUCGUCCUGAAUAUUUUAUGACUCAACUCAAUACUUGGGGCAUGACUGGCAAUGCAGAUACCUUUCGGCAUGGAGCUACUGCAUAUCGAAAUGCCCGUGACUGGGCGAAGGAAGCGAGAGACGCACUUAUUGAGGCUGCGAACGGAAAGGUUCCAGGAGUGUGUACAGAAUCUCAGUCUUUUGCAUCAUCUGGCAGUGGGACAGUUUCUUUUUCAACGGCUGGCCCAGUUUUCGUGGAGUCUGAUACUUCAGCUGACGAAACGGACUCUGAGUAUGUGGACGCCCCGCAAUGGAGCUUUACAGAUCAUAUUGGAGACGAGGUGGAAGAGGGAGAUGGUAAUACCCUAGAAAUAGGUAGGGGACAAUUCAAAAGGCAAAAGUUGGAGGCAAGAAAAUGCCACGUCUGA
Histoplasma mississippiense is the source of this 1626-nucleotide messenger RNA. RefSeq lists its product with no specific name. The transcript is spliced from 2 exons. The coding region runs from base 1 to 1626 and encodes 541 amino acids. The record is from RefSeq and is a predicted model, not a curated record. Lineage: Eukaryota; Fungi; Ascomycota; Eurotiomycetes; Onygenales; Ajellomycetaceae.